GGCUGAUACAGGAUGAGACCCCAGAAACUUCUCCAGUGACAGCAAGCCCAUCCCCAGUGGCACCAGGCGUGCUGAGUGUUCUGGCAGGCUAUCCGUGGAACACUGCCCCCCCUUUUCGGUGACCCCAACCUGUUUGAGCUCAGCCUGCCCCCCUACCCCGAUGCCUCACAGGCUGUCUCUCCGCAGACAUUCAUCUUCACCGACGGGGACGACCCUGAGCUGCAGCUCCAGGGAGGCAGCCACGUCGUCAACACCAACUGCUCGGCUGUGCACACCCGCCAGGCUCUGUGCUGCAAGAUGUCGGUGGAGUAUGACAAGUUCAUCGAGUCCAGACGCAAGUGGUUCUGCCACGUGGACGAUGACAACUACGUGAACUCAGAAGGCCUGCUGCAGCUGCUGGCCACCUUCUCACCUAGCCAGGACGUCUACCUGGGGCGGCCCAGCCUGGACCACCCCAUCGAGGCUACCGAGCGGGUCCAGGAAGGUGGCACCGUGACCACCGUCAAGUUCUGGUUCGCUACAGGCGGGGCCGGGUUCUGCCUGAGCCGGGGCCUGGCCCUCAAGAUGAGCCCCUGGGCCAGCCUGGGCAGCUUCAUGAGCACCGCCGAGCGCGUGCGGCUGCCGGACGACUGCACGGUGGGCUACAUCGUGGAGGGGCUGCUGGGUGCCCGCCUGCUGCACAGCUCCCUUUUCCACUCCCACCUGGAGAACCUGCAGAGGCUGCCGCCCGACUCCGUGCUCCAGCAGGUCACCCUGAGCUAUGGGGGCCCUGAGAACCCUCAGAACGUGGUGAACGUGGCCGGAGGCUUCAGCCGGGAGCAGGACCCCACAAGGUUUAAGUCCAUCCACUGCCUUCUCUACCCGGACACGGACUGGUGUCCUGCGCGGAAGCAGGAUGACCUUGCUUCUCGGUGACCUUCGACCCGUGACCCAAACGUGGCUCUGGCUCUGCCCCCAGUGUGGGUGGGUGACGGCUGCCCAAGAGAGCAGGAACUGCCCGCCCUGGGCUCAGUCAGCUGCCCCAAGUGGCUACGGCCACGGCCUCAUCCAGGGGGACACUCGGGCUGGCCUGCCAACUCCUACAUGGCCCCUGGCAGGCCUGGCGCCGUGUUCCUGCCCUGGGGUCCACACUUUGCAGCCUGCAGGAUGCUCCUCCUCCCAGCCCAGCCCCCACUGUCACCCGAAGGGCCUCCACCCAAGGGUGAGGGGGCCUGGGACGGGGCUGGCUUCCGGUUCCCAGGGCUCCGUCCUGCUCCCCUCCUUGCUGGAGAGGGGACUCCAGGCCGGGGUCUUGGGUGGGGUCUUGCAGCCAAGCAGCGGGGACUGCAGCGGCUGCGCCAGCUGUCCUACCAGGGGGGCCGCCCUCUACAUGCCAGGCUCGGAGCCCAGCCAGAGCCGCCCUGCCUCUGAGGGGAGCUGCACACUGGGAUGCAGGCCCCUGGCCGGCUGCACUUGGCACAGAUCACUCCUAGCCCAGGCAUCUCCACUCAGGGGCUGACUCACUGCUCAGUGCUUCCCCAUCCCCUCCCCCCACCCCAAGUCCUUAAAACAGCAGGAGCCUCUUGCCUGGGGUCCCCCUGCAGUGAGACAUCCCCGUCCUGCCAGCGGACUCACCUUGAUGGUACCUUUCCAGGGAGGAGAAACAGACAGGGGAGGCAGUGCCUGCCCCCUGCUCCUGCUCGGCUGCUGCAGCGAGUGAAUAAAGGCUUGAUUGUUA
Molecule: messenger RNA, 1717 nt
Organism: Vicugna pacos (alpaca)
Lineage: Eukaryota; Metazoa; Chordata; Mammalia; Artiodactyla; Camelidae
Source: RefSeq, a predicted model, not a curated record